Rosa rugosa (rugosa rose) is the source of this 3394-nucleotide messenger RNA. Its product is annotated as probable LRR receptor-like serine/threonine-protein kinase RFK1. Bases 214 to 3213 code for a protein of 999 amino acids. The transcript has 24 exons. Gene Ontology annotation, biological process: protein phosphorylation. Gene Ontology annotation, molecular function: protein kinase activity; protein binding; ATP binding. The record is from RefSeq and is a predicted model, not a curated record. Lineage: Eukaryota; Viridiplantae; Streptophyta; Magnoliopsida; Rosales; Rosaceae.
CCCAUUCAAACAAUCAAACCUGUGCUCAUUCGCCACUUUAAAGCAGCAGUGCUAUCCUGAGAUUGAUAAGCAUACAAAGUUGAAUUAUAAAACAAAAAAAAGAUGGGAAAUUUCCAUACAACUUUAUAGUAGAAACUUUCAUGUUUUGAUAUUCUUAUAUCAUACAACUGCAUUUGCACUUGCCCAAUUACUGUGGUUAUCCUAAUUUUGAUCAUGUUGGUUUGUGAUGUUGUUGUUUGUUUCAUUAUUGGAUUGAGUUGCUUCAAACUGCCGGGACUUGCCGAGUCUAAGGUGCCCCAAGAUGAGGUUGAUGCUCUCCAACAAAUUGUAAAAACCAUGGGUGCAAAAUAUUGGAGUUUUGAUGGUGAUGCUUGCCGGAUUGAAAUGGUUGGUCUAACAGAGAAGCCACCAAAGGACUCUGAGAGCAGAACUGAUUGUCAAUGCAACCAUGACAACACUGUUUGUCAUGUCACAAAACUAAUGUUCAAGGGUUAUAGUUUACCUGGUUUGCUCCCACCUCAACUAGUCAAUCUUCCUUACCUCCAAGAAAUUGACUUUGCUUUCAACUAUCUCAAUGGUACAAUACCAAAGGAAUGGGCUUCAAUGAAAUUAACUUAUAUCUCUGUUCUUGCUAAUCGGUUAUCCGGCGAAAUUCCAAAGGAGUUGGGAAAUAUAACUACCCUCACAUACCUGUCCUUUGAAGCGAACCGGUUUUCUGGUGUUCUUCCUCCUGAGCUAGGGAAUUUGAUCAAUCUGCGAACUUUGAUGCUUUCCUCCAAUCAGCUGACUGGAAACUUGCCAGAGGCAUAUGCUGGUUUAACAAGUUUGGGAGAUUUCCGACUAAAUGACAACAACUUUACUGGAGCCAUCCCAGGUUUGGUUCAGAAUUGGAAAUUACUCCGGAGAUUGGAAAUGCAUUCAAGUGGACUCAUCGGCCCCAUUCCAUCAAAUAUUUCUCUUCUGUAUAAUCUAAAACUGUUGAGGAUUAGUGAUAUAAAUGGGCAAAGCCAGGAAUUUCCUUUUCUGAGAAAUAUGACAGGCAUAGUAAAAUUGGUUUUGAGAAACUGUAAUAUUUUUGGAGAGAUCCCCACAUAUAUAUGGUCUAUGACAAAUCUGGAAAUGUUGGAUGUCAGUUUUAACAAGUUAGUGGGUGAACUUUCAUCCACAAAAGGUUCUGCGCAUCUGAAGUUUGUUUUUUUGACUGGAAACUUGCUAAAUGGAGAUGUGCCGGAUUCAUUCUUGCGAGAUGGCAUCAGCAUUGAUUUGUCAUAUAAUAACUUGACAUUGCAAAGCCCUGAGCAACCUGAUUGCCAAGAACACAGGAAUCUAAAUCUAAACUUGUUUCGAAGCUCUUCAAAGGAGAAUUAUUUAAGGGAUGUUCUUCCAUGCCUAGAAAAUUUUCACUGCCCGCGAUAUUCAAAUUGUAUGCAUGUCAAUUGUGGUGGAAAUGACAUAACUCUCAAGGAUGAGAAUAACACAAAUGUCAUAUAUGAAGGAGAUGGAAGAGUUGAAGGUGGUGCUGCAAAAUAUUUUAGGAAUGAAGAAAGUAUGUGGGGAUUUAGUAGCACUGGGGACUUCAUGGACGACUAUGAUUUGAAAAACACACGCUACUUAAUAUCUCUGGCAUCUUCAAAUCUCUCUGAACUAUAUACAACAGCUCGCACUUCUCCAAUUUCACUUACUUAUUUCUACUAUUGUUUAGAGAAUGGGGUUUACACUGUUACUCUCCACUUUGCGGAGAUCAAGUUCACAAAUGAGGGAACACACAGUCUUGGGAGGAGGUUUUUUGAUAUCUAUGUUCAGGAAAGAUUGGUUUGGAAGGAUUUCAAUAUUGAAGAUGAAGCAGGAAUGGCUCAGAAAGGGAUAAUAAAACAAGUACUGAAUGUCAAUGUGACAAGUAAUGUCUUAGAAAUUCGAUUCUAUUGGGCUGGAAAAGGGACAACAAGGAUUCCUGAAAGAGGGGAUUAUGGUCCCCUUAUAUCAGCUAUUUCUGUGGUUUCCAAUUUCAAACCUUGUACAGGCAGUAGAACCGCUGGUACUAUUCCUAUCAUUGCUGGUGUCGGUAUUGGUGCAUUAUUCCUCUCACUCAUCACAAUGGCAAUCCUUUGGUGGAAAGGAUAUGUUCAAGGAAAAUGGGGCAGACGAAGAGGAGGAAAUAUGCAGAUGGGGAAUUUUAGUCUGAAACAAAUAAGAGCAGCCAGUGAUGACUUUGAUUCUGCAAACAAGAUUGGAGAAGGUGGUUUUGGUCCUGUAUUCAAGGGUCAGUUACCAGAUGGUUCUUUGAUAGCCAUUAAGCAGCUCUCAUCAAAUUCAAGGCAAGGAAAUCGUGAAUUUUUAAAUGAGAUUGGCAUGAUAUCUUGUGUGCAACAUCCAAAUCUAGUGAAAUUGCAUGGAUGUUGUAUAGAAGGGGAUCAGCUAUUGCUGGUGUACGAGUACAUGGAGAACAAUAGUCUUGCACGCGCCUUAUUUGGUCCUGAAAACCAACGCAUUAAGCUGGAUUGGCCUACAAGGCUUAAGAUUUGUACUGGGAUAGCAAGAGGACUAGCUUUUCUUCAUGAAGAAUCAAGACUCAAGAUUGUUCACAGAGACAUAAAAGCUACGAACAUUCUGCUAGAUGCAGAUUUGAACCCAAAAAUAUCUGACUUCGGAUUGGCUAAGCUUGAUGAAGAGGAGAAUACACAUAUUAGCACCCGAGUUGCUGGAACCAUAGGAUAUAUGGCACCAGAAUACGCUCUAUGGGGUCACUUGACUUACAAAGCAGAUGUGUACAGUUUUGGAGUUGUUGCUUUGGAACUCAUUAGCGGGAAGAGCAACACAAGUCAUGUGCCAAAUGACAGUUAUGCCUGUCUUCUAGAUAGGGCUUGCCAUUUGCAACAAACUGGAAACUUGAAGCAGCUGGUUGAUGAGAGGUUGGGGGAUGAAGUCAAUGACAAAGAAGCAGAAGUUAUGAUUAAAGUUGGUAUGCUAUGUACAAAUGCAUCUCCGACGGUUAGGCCUACGAUGUCUGAGGUGUUGAGCAUGCUUGAAGGACGAACAGCAGUCCCGGAUGUGACCCCAGAAGCAAGCACCUAUGCCAAAGAUUUGAGGUUCAAAGCCAUGAGAGACCUCCAAAGGCUGUGUUCAAGUGAAAGCCAAUUCCAGAAUUUGACAACUACUAGUACAUUGUGCUCUUCCUCUACUUCAGGCUGUGAUUUGACAAUUGGAUCAGCUUAGAAUCAAUAUCCUCUUGACAGCUUAGUCAUUGUUGGGUUGAUCACUUGAUCAUAAUACAAAAUGUUGAAUAUAUAUAAAUUCUUCUUUCAAAUUGUUUUUAAGGAAAAUCUGCUCCUAGCAUUCUUCUCUGGUUGAUUUUUGAGUCGACCAAUUAUACUCUUAGCAAGUCAAUCAAGUCUCU